This is a messenger RNA of Durusdinium trenchii, 3270 nucleotides long. NCBI's taxonomy places the organism in Eukaryota, Dinophyceae, Suessiales, Symbiodiniaceae. The record is from the annotation of a GenBank genome assembly.
AUGACUUCACUAGGCUUCAACCACGGGACUCGCUUGGGCCUCACAGCUAGCUGCACGCCGGCCAGCACAUACGGUGACCAUGUGGAACACCGCUUCGAUGUUCCGGGGCAUGUGCAGAUCACAAAUGUUGGCAGUGGAUCAUGCCUCAGCAUCAACCAGAUUAUCCCUUGGAGAUUGCCAGAUCGUUGGUCGGGUAAGUGCAUGGACUACGAUUUCCAGGGUAACAAUGUGUAUGCUGGUAGUUGCCACGAUGGGAACAACCAACUAUGGUUUAUGGCCGAUGGCCAGAUUAUCAGCCUCAGAGAUCUCAAGUGUUUGGACUACCACCCGGGCACUGAAAAUGUUUACAUGCAUGAGUGCCAUGGUGGCAACAAUCAGAAAUGGUACUGGGACGAAGACACAGCACAACUCCGGAGCGAAUAUGAUCACCGAUGUUUGGAUGUGAACAUGCAAGGAAGCAACAAUAUCUACAUUCAUCCGUGCCACAGCGGAAACAAUCAAAAAUUUGAUCGAAGCGAGAGGAGCGACAAGGCCUUCGUCAUGGGCUUGCAUUUGCAGUGCAGUGGAUUUGAAGGCGAAGAUAUCAAACUGGAACCAAUCGGUGGCGAAAACAAGUUCCACUUGAGAAGUGGCCCUCAUACGCUUCCGGGAGAGUUCUACUAUGACAAGAACAAGAAGCGGCUGAAGAACCUGGCAACCAACAAGUGCUUGAUGUCCCACGAGCGGGUGACUGUGAUUGAGGAGUCUUGCGCAGAGAGUCUUGAGCAAGAAUGGGACAUUGGUCAUGGACUGCAAGGCUUAGCAGAUACUCCAAUUGCGUGCGAGAGCAACCAGGUGAUCAGCCUUUUUGAGAAGGGUCACGGUCAUAUUCGAUACAAGUGCGUGCACGUGUCAGGUUUGGGGGCUUGCAGUCCAGGCUAUUCUACGCAGGUAGACACCAAAGUUCACGAGCUGGAAAAUGUCAAGGCAUUGAAAAGAAUGAGUGCAACCUGUCCAGCGGGGCAUGGCUUGCGAUCCAUUGCGGCUGAAGCCUCUGACAAGGGUGCUUGGAUUCGUUUGCGGUACGAGUGCUGUCAGAUAAGCCGCAUCCCUGUGUCUGUCUACCCAAUGAGAGCAUACAAUCCCGAUAUGGCGCAUGGCUGGGAAGGCGUCUACUGUCCGAGCACACAGGAUGACUCUGGACGCAUGCAAUUCUCACAAAGACAUAGUUUCAGGCCACACCAUGGGCCGUCAGGCUCCUUGACCUAUGACAAGUUCCAAGGGAAGUGGUGCGUCUCUGGCAAGAAUUGCGCCUUCUCAGACAUCGUGCAUCCGCUGGAUACCAUGAUGAAGACGGAUGAAUGGCAGGUAGUUGCAGUGAGCGAUUUUGAUGCUGUUUUCGAAGCACGUGGCGUGAAACCAUUGCACAGCAACAAGAAGCGGUCACCACCACCACUGAUCAAGUUUGGAGCAUCUGAUCCUGAAUAUUUGCCCGAAUGCAAAGAUGAGUCUCAUCCAGGGACUCGGACAUUCAAGUUGGAGCUCAUGAACAAGGAAGCAGAAUCCUUGGAUGAUGAGAACGCAUGCAAGUAUGUGUAUGGCAAACCGCCGAAGGAUCAAGCUGGGGAUGGGGCUGAUGGCAUGUAUGGUUGGAUCGAUGAUUUGGUCAGCAAUCUUGGACCAGGUCAAGGUGGCGUGACCUACAAGAGCGUCAAAGAAUGUUCAGACCGUGACAUCAUUCGUGAGUUGCAGCUUGCAAAGUGGAGCCAGGAGCAUUUUGAUAAGACGAAGUACAUCCCCUUGCGCGAAGAUGCUAUUUCUGGAUUGGCAUCAAUGGUGCCGGAGGUCGAAGUAGCCCCAUUGGGAGCAGGAGUUGAAAUCAACGAUCUCGUUGAGAUGGUAGGCAUGUUGAUUCUGCAUGGCGCGCAGAUUAAACGCGACCAGCGGCUCUCAGACCAGGAGUUUCACUUCGAACAGGCCGGACAUGAUGAUUGUAAUCCAAUCCAGCAUGGAUUUGCUCGAACUUUUUGCGACCUCCACUGCAUCAGAGAUGCCGUCCGGAAAGGAGAUGACGCCAUUCUGCGAGCUUUGGAGGAAGCGGUGGAAAUAAUUGGCAAAAACACCCAACUUUUGCUGGAACACUACGUUGGUGAAGAUUCAAAGUCUGGGCUUCUUGAAGAAGGCCAAAGGAUCAAGAAGGGAAUUGCUUCAAGGAUGGCAGAGAUGUUUACAAUGGCCAAAGAAGCAACCUUGGAGCACAGAGCGUCCAUGGCUGCAACGAGGGCAAUCAACUCCUUCACGGAGCGAUGGCGCAAUAGCACUCAUGGAGCCUUUGCCAUGGAGCUGGAAGAGCUGCAGAGCACUGUGGCAGAGCUCUCAAAGAGGAAGCUCUCUCACACAGAUGAAGUGCAGCAGUAUGCUCUCCAAAUGGCAAACCAGAUGGGCACCUACUUGAAGGCCCAAUCUCAUGUGCUGGGUAUUUACCGUCAUGGUGCUGAAGAAGGAAAGCGAUUGCAGCAGAGGCUGAAACGCGUGUGGAGGUCUGCAGUGAGCACAUCUGCCGCACUUUUGGAGGUAGAAGAAGAAGCAUCCGAAGAAGCCAUGCAAGAGUUUGACACAAUGUGGUGGGACAUGCGACGUGAACUGGACAGCUACCUGGGUGCUUCUUUGGACUAUGUACAUGCCACCACAGCAGCUGCCCAAAUGCUUCGGGACUAUUCUGCACACUGCAAAGCAGGGUUUGCUGAGCUGAAGCGUUCAUAUUCUCACUCGGAGCGUGCUGAAAAGAAGGCACACCGUGCCUUGAAGAAGGCUUGGACUGCUGUCACCUCAAGCCUGGGAGAGAUGGCAUCGAAAGUCGUUGAUGGAGCCAUGUUUGACCACUUGGCCUUGCACGACAUCCACUCCCUGAGAUUGCAGAAGAGUGAGAUCAAGUCCUUUUGUUCCAGAUCGAACGAGACCUUCGCACUGCAGUUGGCAGCAGAUGCCCUGCAGAAGGGGCUUUUUGGGCAGACCCAGCAGCAAUUAGCAGUCCUCUUUGGGGAACUGGCUAUGCUUCAGCACCGUUUUGUGUCUGGAGGACUUGGUGAAGCUCCCGACCUGAACUUGGUGAUGGACGCGAAGAGUCGCCUGAAAGACGCAGCAUUGCAAAGUACAUUGGCAGGGGGCAAAGUCGCAAAAGCUUUGGUGCAUCACUUCAAGAAGUCCUGCAACUUGCCACUGCCAGGAAAGGAAACGACAAUUCCUACGUGGAAUCCCAUAUCAACAUUAUUCCAAUUCUUCAAAAUCUGA